Molecule: messenger RNA, 1017 nt
Organism: Mucor velutinosus
Lineage: Eukaryota; Fungi; Mucoromycota; Mucoromycetes; Mucorales; Mucoraceae
Exons: 9
Coding region: 1-1017 (338 amino acids)
Molecular function (GO): oxidoreductase activity, acting on NAD(P)H; NADPH binding
Source: RefSeq, a predicted model, not a curated record
AUGUCUGCCACUAUGCGUGCUGUCCUCGUUAAUACUCCUGGAGACGCGUCUCAACUCUCUCUAGGCCAAUUCGAGAAGCCUACUCCCAAAGCUACCGAGAUUUUGGUUCGAGUCAAGGCAUUUGCUCUUAAUCGCAUGGAUAUCAUGCAAAGAGAAGGAAAGUAUCCUGUGGCAGUGAACGUCAGUCCUAUCCUUGGUGUGGAAGUAUCUGGAACUGUUGAGAGCAUUGGCAAAGAUGUCAAGGAUUUCAAGGUUGGCGAUGCUGUCUUUGGUCUUAUGCCUGGAGGAGCUUAUGCUGAGUUUGCUGUCCUUGAGCAAUCUUUAACCAUGCAUAAACCUGAAGCUCUUUCGUUUGAAGAGGCUUCUGCUAUCCCCGAGACUUGGUUUACUGCCUACCAAGCAUUGUUCUUUGUAGGCGAGAUGAAGAAGGGCCAAGAUGUGCUUAUUCAUGCUGGCGCUUCAGGCGUUGGUAUUGCUGCCAUCCAAUUAGCCAAGGAAGCUGGAGCCAAUCGCAUCUUUGUCACUGUCGGCUCUGAUGAAAAGGUCAAGUUCUGUGAGAGCAUCGGUGCUACCAAGGCUAUCAACUACAAGACUGAAAACUGGUCUGAUGUCAUUUUGCAAGAAACUGACAAGAAGGGCGUCAAUGUCUUGAUUGAUUUCAUUGGCAAGGACUACUGGAAACAAAAUAUGGAGGUCUUGGGUUUAGAUGGCCAUAUGGUUAUCUUGGCUUUCAUGAGUGGCGCCAAGAUUGAAGACUUUGACAUUACCGUUUUGCUUCGCAAGAGACUGAGAAUCGAAGGAUCCAACCUCCGUGCCCGUUCUUUGGAAUACCAAGCUCGUUUGCGCGAUUCAAUCUAUCAACAUGCUGUAUUGGACCACUUUGCCAAGCACGAUGGCACUCUCAAGGUCUUUGUUGAUAAGGUCUUCAACUGGGAAGACAUCAUCGAAGCUCACAAGUAUCUCGAAAGUAAUCAGUCCAAGGGCAAAAUCGUUGUCAAGGUUACUGAAAACCAAUAA